GACAUCAAUGCUUUCUCCACUCAUUUCCUAAGAAACCACUCAUUAGUCAACCACCGCCCAAAUUUAGCAUUCAUAUAUAUUGGAUAACACAUAACACAACCAUCACCACAUCACAUAUAAUAUUUUUCUUAUGAUGAAUUUGUAAUUAUAUUAUUACACACAUAUAUAUAUAGUUGAGGAAUAAAACAAAGGCUCUCAUAUCAAAGCAGACACAGCUAGCUAUUCACAAUGGCCCUGCGGGUUCAUUUCUCAAUAGUUUCCAUAGCGGUUUUGGCUCUAUGCACUUCUGCAGAUUACUUUUCGGCUAAUUUUAGCUAUGCUGGUCCAAAUGGACCUGAGUACUGGGGAAGCUUGAGUCCAUCUUAUGCAGCAUGCUCACAUGGGAAAUCUCAGAGUCCUGUGGAACUUAUGAAGACUGAUAUUGUCAUCAACAAGCAGUUGAAGAAUCUAAACAGAAACUACCUUCCUACCAAUGCCACACUUGUUGACAACAUAUUCAACAUUGGGGUGCACUUUGAAGGAAAAGUAGGGGAUAUUAAUAUAAAUGGAAAAAAUUACUCCUUAAAACAAUUGCACUGGCAUUCUCCAUCAGAGCACAUGGCAAAUGGUCGUAUACAUGACGCGGAGCUCCAUCUAGUCCACCUGACCGAAGAUAAUUACAACAUAGCAGUUGUGGCAGUGCUCUACAAAUUGGGUGAUCCAGACCCUCUCAUAUCCCAGUUUGAAGACAAGUUGGUUGAUUUAGAGAAGGAGAUUCGUGCAGGCAAUAAGGAUGCCCAAAUUGCAAUUGGCACCUUUGAUGUAGAAGAGAUAAACAGAAGCAGCCAUAGGUAUUAUAGAUAUGUUGGCUCUCUUACCACUCCACCGUGCAAAGAGGGUGUCACUUGGAACAUUCUAGGCAAGUUAAGGACGCUAUCCAAGAAACAACUAGAGCUCCUUAAGGCACCAUUGGGCCCAGAGUUUAAGCACAACGCAAGGCCUCUUCAGCAAUUGAAUGGACGUAAAAUUCAGAUGUACUAUCACCCCAACCACCUGCAUGGUUCGCAUGCAACACCAUCCAAGUAUCAUAAAUAAAUUGCUUGAUGAUGAUCAUACUGGUUUUGCAUCAGAAAAUAUUGGGUUUGAUCGGCUAGUACACAAUGCUAGUGCCUAUUUGAUUUAGUUUAUUCUUAAAAAAUAAUUAUUUUUUUAUCAA
Messenger RNA from Glycine soja, 1195 nucleotides. Its product is annotated as alpha carbonic anhydrase 1, chloroplastic. The record is from RefSeq and is a predicted model, not a curated record. The coding region runs from base 229 to 1074 and encodes 281 amino acids. The transcript is spliced from 6 exons. NCBI's taxonomy places the organism in Eukaryota, Viridiplantae, Streptophyta, Magnoliopsida, Fabales, Fabaceae. Gene Ontology annotation, molecular function: carbonate dehydratase activity; zinc ion binding.